GGAAGUUGAUUUUUUAAACAAGUUACCAAAAUCAUGGCCGCAGCCAUCUGUGUUUUGUGAGGCGUUUUGGGGUUUUAUAUUUCACUUGUAUUGUAGGCAUGCUAUGGAUUUCUCGAGAUGAACAGGAAACGGACACUGAUUUCAGAUGCUUUCAAAGUCAAGAAACGGCGAUUGGCUGAAAACACGUUUGACAAGGCAUCAUGCGGAGAGGCAGACCCAGGUGGACCCCUGGAUAUAAAAUCCAGUUUGGAAUACCUCAUGACUCUCUUUCCUCGCAAAGUGUUCAAUGACUCUCUUCCACGAAUUGCCAUGAAGCAUCAGCUUUACAGCUUACACAGUGCCAAAACCCUGGUGGACAGACAGUUGAAUCUGCUCAGAGAGCAGGGAGAGGUGGUUAUAUUCCAGCUUGGCUUUGACGCUGAUGCAUUCGGGCUGGUGUUCACCUCUGACUACAAGGAGAAGACCUUGGCAGGCAUCGCUGGCACAGAGUGCCAAGACACCGUGGAGAAGUUCAUGAAUAAAGUGCUGCCAUCCUGCACCGACCUCAGCUUCAACAAAGAAAAGAUGCUGAAGGAGUUUCUAUUCACAGAUUCAGAGAUCACGCAACUUGUAAAGUGUGGUGUACUGACAGUCAGAGAUGCUGGAAGCUGGUGGCUUUCGGUUCCAAACGCGGGGAAAUUCACCAAGUACUUCAUACAAGGACGGAAAGCCGUUUUGAAUAUGGUGAAAAAGGCCAAGUAUGGAGAGGUCUUGAAGAAUGAGCUCGAGUUGAGACGCACCACUUCCCACGUGAAGUUUCCCAUGAAAUACCACAUCUAUGACAUAAUGGGAGCAGAACUUGUAGAAAGUAUACCAACCACGUCUGGCACAAUGCUCCGCUAUGUGGACACAUGAUCAACAUGGAAAUUUCACUCCAAUGGAAUGCCAAUGUAUUGAUUUAAUUUAUUGCCUUAUGUUGAUGAGAUUAUAAAAGGUUGUGCUUACAUUGGAAAA
This is a messenger RNA of Engraulis encrasicolus (European anchovy), 993 nucleotides long. RefSeq names its product inactive serine/threonine-protein kinase 19-like. Gene Ontology annotation, biological process: protein phosphorylation; positive regulation of Ras protein signal transduction. The transcript has 7 exons. The coding region runs from base 118 to 894 and encodes 258 amino acids. The record is from RefSeq and is a predicted model, not a curated record. NCBI's taxonomy places the organism in Eukaryota, Metazoa, Chordata, Actinopteri, Clupeiformes, Engraulidae. Gene Ontology annotation, molecular function: protein serine/threonine kinase activity.